AUGGAGCGGCGGGCGGUCUUUCUCAAAUCCUGGUACUUGCUUGGCCCGGUGACCAGAUUCCAGGUCGUAGGCGAGCACGUUCCAUACGAAGUUGCGCAGCAGCCCAUCUCUGCUGUUCGUAUCUCAGGGGAGGGUCUGAAUCCCGUCGCUGAGGAGCUGAAGGUUGUCUGCGCGAAAACGGGAAAGGAACUGCGCAGUCAUCUAACCCCGACUGGACUUCUCUUCUCAACUAUCUCCGAUGAUGCUCCCAAUUUCCAUGAGUUCUUCCCAGAGCUUGAGGAGCUGCUCGGUAAAGUCGACUUCACUAAGCUUCCGCACCGUCGUAGCAUCAGCUAUGAAGGUCGGUUCAACUGGAAGACCAUGGUCGACGGAUAUCAAGAGUGUCUACACUGCCAAUACACUCACCCGUCUUUCUCUAAAUACUACCCACCAACCUUCUACACCGUGCGCAACAAGCAGAAUUUUUCGCAGCAUAUCGCAGACCCUAACAAGCUAGAUGACGGUCUAUUUCUAUACUUCUUUCCCAACUGUACUCUAAAUGUCUAUGGCGGCGGCAUGUCCUGCUUCAGAGUAUGCCCGACCGCUGACCCGCAUGUUACGCGGAUGGAGUUCGAUUACUUCCAUCUUGAAUCGGGAGAGAAGUUCGAGGAAUACUUUAAAUUUGUGCGUCAAGUUGCUAUGGAAGACUUCGAGCUCUGCGAGAAAACCCAGAGCAAUCUAGCCAAGGGAGUCUAUCACGAGGGAAUUCUGAACCCAAACAAGGAGAAUGGCGUGUCUUACUACCAGAGACGAGUGUUUGAUAUGGUUUGCGAGCAGCAUGACUCCGACAGGACCCCUAAGAUAGCGAAGGAGUCCGGAAUGGAGGAGCAUGUUGCGCCUACCAUGGUUCAGAUGGCAGCAUAG
This is a messenger RNA of Penicillium expansum, 903 nucleotides long. Its product is annotated as RHO alpha subunit C-terminal catalytic domain-containing protein. The record is from RefSeq and is a predicted model, not a curated record. Lineage: Eukaryota; Fungi; Ascomycota; Eurotiomycetes; Eurotiales; Aspergillaceae. Gene Ontology annotation, molecular function: iron ion binding; 2 iron, 2 sulfur cluster binding. Bases 1 to 903 code for a protein of 300 amino acids. The transcript is spliced from 5 exons.